AUGUAUGCGGUCGAGACGCUCUCGCACAAGAUGUUUGUCGAUGCGUACGCGCUGGCAGAUGCCGCCCGCGACCGGGCUAGUGAUGCAGACUACCCGCUUGCCGCGCCGCUCGAGGUCAUGGAUCUUGAGGCUCCAGCCCACCGCGGAAAGCCGGGGCUCGUGUUAGUUGCGCUGGGACACACCGCGUCUCAGCACGACAUUUGCUACCAGUUUGACCUGCACCUCCGGCUGCAGUGA
Molecule: messenger RNA, 237 nt
Organism: Thecamonas trahens ATCC 50062
Lineage: Eukaryota; Apusomonadida; Apusomonadidae
Exons: 2
Coding region: 1-237 (78 amino acids)
Biological process (GO): GPI anchor biosynthetic process
Cellular component (GO): endoplasmic reticulum membrane
Source: RefSeq, a predicted model, not a curated record